Molecule: messenger RNA, 849 nt
Organism: Ylistrum balloti
Lineage: Eukaryota; Metazoa; Mollusca; Bivalvia; Pectinida; Pectinidae
Product: retinol-binding protein 4-like
Exons: 2
Coding region: 1-849 (282 amino acids)
Molecular function (GO): retinol transmembrane transporter activity; retinoid binding
Source: RefSeq, a predicted model, not a curated record
AUGCUGUUUUUUGUGGCCAUCGUACUUGCAGUAUGCGGCCUGGGCUAUGGUCAGCCGUCAUGCAAGACGUUCGACUUUCAGAUGCAGUCUGAUUUCAAUAUGACGGCGUUCGAAGGUUAUUGGUAUGUGAUUUCGUCGAAAAGACCUGGUUCCGUGUUCUGGAACGCCAUCGCUGGAGAAACAAUGAACAUGCAGCUCCACUUCACCAUGUUGCCGUUCGGCAGACUCGAGGUCAUGGCCAGUCGCAGUUCUGCUCCCUAUGGCUGUUUCUACAGUAUCCAUUCGGCAGUGCCUGUACCAGAUUCCAAUCUGACCAAAUUUGACUAUCUACACACGCAGUACAAACUGCCCGGGGAUUCCAUGUGGGUGGUGAGCACGGACUACGACGGAUUCGCAGUCACCUAUGGUUGCGACGAGGUCCUUCCCGAGUCCGGAUAUUGUGAUCCGAGUGGGGAGGCAGUUUAUUCUUUAAGUAGAAAACCGACUGAGCAUACUCCAGAGCAGCUCAUCAAAAUUGAAAACGCCCUAAAUUCUGUGUGUGUUUCAGCAAGAACACUUAAACCAAUGAAACAACUGGGGGAAUGUACAUUUGACCCGGAACACUUCCCCCCUCCUCCAUCUACAACACCUACACCACCACCACAAGACGCCAACGGAGGUCAUGCAAAUGUUUGGGCAAAUUUGGUAAGAAACAUGUUAGCACCAAACAACGGGACCCGACGACAUGGAAACUUCAUGCCCAACAUGGGAAUGGGGUUUCCCUUCAACACGACCACAUUCAACGCUCCUCCAGUGAACAAUGACUUGGCUAGCCACAUGAGACAAUGGAUGAAUCUGUUUGGAAAAUAA